Molecule: messenger RNA, 1578 nt
Organism: Colletotrichum scovillei
Lineage: Eukaryota; Fungi; Ascomycota; Sordariomycetes; Glomerellales; Glomerellaceae
Product: thiamine transporter
Exons: 4
Coding region: 1-1578 (525 amino acids)
Biological process (GO): DNA-templated transcription
Cellular component (GO): nucleus
Molecular function (GO): zinc ion binding; DNA binding
Source: RefSeq, a predicted model, not a curated record
AUGGGCCCGGCAGCCGAACAAGACACCCACUUCCUCGCCUCCUUCCGCUCAGACGUCCUCAGCGGGCCCAAUCAAAUUGACGCAGAGUUCAUUCAGGUCUACGAAGGGAGCGGAUACCCCUGGGAUCCGCCGGUUCACUUCUGCCUCCUGCAAGACGAGUUCACGGCCCACGAUAACUCAGCCCGGGAAGAAGCUUCUCGUGCGAUAGAGGAAAUGGUUGAGCCUCACGGUCCUACGCUUGUACGCCUAUACUUCAGACACAUUCACCCAGUGUUGCCUGUUCUGUCGAAGGUCAGGUUUCUAAGACAAUACACCGACGAUAAAACAAAGCUUCCCGCCUCCCUCCGCGGGGCAGUAUACGCACUAGCCUCAGUCUUUUGGAAGUCUGAGCCGUCACUCCAAGGCUUCCUUCAUUUCCAACAGCAUGAGCUCGCCGACCUAGCCACAGACUCGUUGCAAAGAGAACUCGACUCGCCAAACCUGGCAAAGCUUCAAGCAUCCCUGCUCCUCCUCCACAUGACGCCCAACAAGACAGACAGUAUCGCGCACCCCAGAACCUGGACAUCGACAGCGCAGGCCGCAGCCGCUGCUCAAAUGAUCGGGCUGCACCAGGACGCUGAGAAGUGGAAUCUACCGACGUGGGAGAAAAGGCUGCGAAGGAAGCUUUGGUGGGCUACGUAUAUGACUGACGUGUGGUCGGCAGUGUGCCACGGAAACCCGCCACAUAUCUAUGCUGCUUCUUUUAACACGUCACCCGUCACUAUGGACGAUCUGCGAUCCGAGGAGAGCAUUCCUGAGGACUUGCGAUCGCUGGUUUAUUCUAGUAAUGUGGGAUUUGAUGUUGCUUCCGGAGCGCGGUUUCUGGAGUUGGUAAAGAUAAGCCAGACCUUGCGAGAGGUAAUUGACUGCAGCUUUCAAGUGCCUAGGCUUGCCCCUCCAGACUCACAGAAGAUGGAAAUGGAGAAUCGAGGGUGUCUAGUCUCGCUCCAGGGAGAACUCCAUAACUGGGCAACGAUACUGCCGCAAUGCCUUACAAUGCCUCAUCUCAAGGGGGCAAUAAGUAUUACAUCCAACAAUGCACCUCUACAUCUAGCGUAUUACGCCCACUUGGCGCUUCUUUACCGUGCUCUCAUGAACCCGGCUACCAAGGUUGCUAAGGCAAUGCCAUCAUCUAGCCUUCGCCUGUGGUUCGGCACGGCACUCUCGGACUUUGCUAGUUUUACGGACUUCAUGAAUGAACUAAACCCUGAGGACCUACGAGGCUUCUGGGGCUGCCACGCCCGAUCUCAGCUCAUACUCUGCGGUAACUUCAUCAUCUACCUAUUUGUGCUGGCAACUGAGUCAGGAGACGUCACGUCGGCCUUCAGCCUACUAGAGACCUUUUACGACACGCUGCAGCGGCUAAACCGACAAGUUGACUCAAUCUCGCAGUUACUCCUUCUCCCGGUCAGUCUUCGGAUUGACUCCUUCUUCACCCAGGCAGCCGAUCGACUACGUGGUGGGCCAGUUGCCGACAGUACAGCUACUACAACUUCGACUCCCGCAGCGGCACCAAUAUCACUCAUGAACAACCCCUAG